GCACCUGAAACGUUGGUUUGCGGACCGCCAUUACAUCAUAGAAGAAGACGGAAGCGCACCUUUGAACAAAAUCAGCUUUGCUAACGCAGUAUUUCACGUGUAUUUUGCCAUAUUUAAUGGCUGUUUUAAAUAGCCCAAGUUUAAUCCGUUUAUUUCGUGCACGAGUUAUUGUUCUUAUAUUGACGUGCAGCUUUGUACUGUGUGUCGUCUGGAAUUUGGAGAAUAAAACGCCAGAGAUAUCCACAGAACUGAUGACUGACCAGACUCUGGAGUAUUUUCUCAGCCAGGGGAAGAUACAGGUUAAGGAUGCAGCAGAUAUUGAAUGGGCCCAUGCUGCCAACAGCAAGAACAAGAUCACAGAGGCACUACAGAGCUCCGCCCACAUGAUAGAGGCAGACAUACUUCUGAGGAGUAACGACCCUAAAGAGCCAAUCAUGGCUCAUCCUCCUGAGACCGACAGUGAUGUCACGCUGCGUGAUUGGCUGAAGGAGGUCAAGGCAUCAGACAAAGGGAUAAAGCUCGACUUCAAAAGCCUGACAGCGGUCGCUCCAUCCAUGGUGUUAUUAGACGAGGUUCGGGCUGAGCUCCGUGGGCCCGUGUGGAUCAACGCUGACAUCCUGCCAGGCCCUGGAGGCAAGGCCACACCCCUUGACCCCAAAGUCUUCCUGGAGGCAGCUGUGACCCCUGGUUCCCAUGGUGAUGUUCUCUCCCUGGGCUGGACAACGGGCUGGACUGCAGAUACACACAACCCAGGGUACAGCUGGGAGAUGGUGAGGGAGAUGGAGGCAAUGUGUCGGACCCUAAGACAUCCGGUCACCUUCCCUGUCAGAGCAGCCCUCCUGGCCCAUUCAUUCUCCCAGCUACACUGGCUUCUACAGCAGUCAGACAGGUACAGCCUGACAAUAUGGACUGGCCACACUGAUGUCUUCGUUGUAAAGGACCUACUGCCUUACAGGAGUGACAUCGACAAGACCAGGAUAUAUUACGACCUGCUGGACUCACAGAGGACACAGCUCAAAGGACUAACAGGCUACUGAUCUUGUGUUAUUAAACAAACAAACAAACAAA
Oncorhynchus tshawytscha (Chinook salmon) is the source of this 1068-nucleotide messenger RNA. It is a transcript of the gene fam151b, whose product is annotated as family with sequence similarity 151 member B. Bases 117 to 1037 code for a protein of 306 amino acids. The transcript has 6 exons. Lineage: Eukaryota; Metazoa; Chordata; Actinopteri; Salmoniformes; Salmonidae. The record is from RefSeq and is a predicted model, not a curated record.